This is a messenger RNA of Colius striatus (speckled mousebird), 6339 nucleotides long. It is a transcript of the gene MAP3K20, whose product is annotated as mitogen-activated protein kinase kinase kinase 20. Gene Ontology annotation, cellular component: cytoplasm. The record is from RefSeq and is a predicted model, not a curated record. The transcript has 12 exons. Gene Ontology annotation, biological process: protein phosphorylation. Gene Ontology annotation, molecular function: protein kinase activity; ATP binding; protein binding. Bases 115 to 1470 code for a protein of 451 amino acids. Lineage: Eukaryota; Metazoa; Chordata; Aves; Coliiformes; Coliidae.
UCGCGCCGGUUCCAGCCUUUUCCUCGGCGGCUCCGGGAUCGGCGCCGCUCGCGUCCCGGCCAGCCCGGAGUCCCUCGGGGAAGGUUUUGCUGUGGUAUAUUUUGUCAUUAUGAGAUGUCGUCUACCAGUGCUUCAUUUGUGCAAAUUAGAUUUGAUGACUUGCAGUUUUUUGAGAACUGCGGUGGAGGGAGUUUCGGCAGUGUCUACCGAGCCCGAUGGAUUUCUCAGGACAAGGAGGUGGCUGUAAAGAAACUACUCAAAAUAGAAAAAGAGGCAGAAAUUCUCAGUGUGCUCAGUCACAAAAACAUCAUCCAGUUCUAUGGAGCUGUCAUUGAACCUCCAAAUUAUGGCAUAGUUACAGAGUAUGCUUCUGCUGGCUCACUGUUUGAUUACAUUAAUAGUAACAAAAGUGAAGAAAUGGAUAUGGAUCAUAUCAUGACCUGGGCAACUGAUAUAGCUAAAGGAAUGCACUAUUUACACAUGGAAGCUCCAGUCAAAGUAAUCCACAGGGAUCUGAAGUCCAGGAAUGUUGUUAUAGCUGCUGAUGGUGUUUUAAAGAUCUGUGAUUUUGGUGCCUCAAGGUUCCACUCCCAUACAACACACAUGUCAUUAGUGGGCACUUUUCCGUGGAUGGCCCCAGAAGUUAUCCAAAGUCUCCCAGUGUCUGAAACGUGUGACACAUACUCGUACGGAGUGGUUCUCUGGGAGAUGCUAACAAGGGAGGUCCCCUUUAAAGGCUUGGAAGGAUUACAAGUAGCUUGGCUUGUAGUGGAAAAAAACGAGAGAUUAACCAUUCCAAGCAGUUGUCCCAGAAGUUUUGCAGAACUGAUGCACCAAUGUUGGGAUGCUGAUUCAAAGAAAAGGCCAUCUUUCAAGCAGAUCAUUUCGAUCCUGGAAUCUAUGUCAAACGACAGUAACCUUCCAGACCAGUGUAACUCAUUCCUGCAUAACAAGGCGGAGUGGAGAUGUGAAAUUGAGGCAACCUUAGAGAGACUAAAGAAACUGGAGCGUGAUCUGAGCUUUAAAGAGCAGGAACUAAAGGAACGGGAGCGACGUCUGAGGAUGUGGGAGCAGAAGUUAACCGAACAGUCCAAUACUCCUUUUUUCUUACCUCUUGCUGCAAGAAUGUCUGAGGAGUCUUACUUUGAAUCUAAAACAGAGGAGUCAAACAGUGCAGAGAUGUCAUGUCAGAUCGCAGCAACAAGUAACGGGGAGGUAGCUGGCAUGAACCAAAGUCUGAAGGCCUUGAUGAUGACGGGCUUUGGGGAUAUCUUCUCUCUGAACCAAGCAGGAUCUGUCCUGCAUUCUGGAAUGCAGAUAAACAUGCAAGCCAAAAAGAAUUCUUCUAAAACCACCUCUAUGAGAAAAGGAAAGAAAAUCAACAUGGCUUUGGGUUUCAGUGAAUUCGACUGGUCAGAUGACGAUGAUGAUGAUGAUUAUUUUGAUGACACAGAUGAUAGCAGUGAAUGAAAUCAGUUAUAGAGUUAACCCUGAAAUUGGUUUUGGCAAAGCAAAACAAUAAAGUUUUAGAACAAGAAUCCUGUCAGUUUGGUCUGUUUAAAUCCUGUAAAAGAAAAGAAAAAACAAAACAAAAAAGUGAGACAUUUUCCAGGCUGAGCAUGUUUGUGUGUAGAAAGACAUGUUAUUUUUGUUUAGAUGAUGCUGACUUAUUUCUGCUUUGAUGAAAUUUGGAACUAAACUUUCCAAACUAAUUGAGAUUAUUAUUAUUUUAAGAACCAUGAUUAUAUCUAUAAUUCUUGGUGCCUGAUUACAGAAACUAUGGCUUGAUAAACUUAAGAUGUGAAAACAUUGGGGGAAACUUCAAUGCUUUUAAUGCCAUUAAUGUAAUUCAAAUUUUUCUUUUGUGUUUUUUGUCAUUUCCCUUACCCCUUUAAUUUUCAAUCAGAUGAAUAUCCUUGCACUUCCAGAUUUGCUAUUCUCUACAGUCCUUUCUUUCUUACUGUUGCAGUGAAGGAGUUUGCUGUGUUUCAAUUUUAAAGCUUUUUGCAAGGCAGCAUUGUGGGAAGUCACCAAUACGUUUGUAGGAAGAGAGGCUAGUUAAAUACACAGUUUAAAAAACUGAAUAGCAGCAGAAUCCAGAUAGUCUCUAUUAGUAGAUGAUUUGUAUAAAUGUUCUUUUUCCCUCCUCACGUGUAUGUACAUGUGUAUAUAAUUCACUCUAGCAAAGUGAACCGCAAUCAGACCUCUGCAUCUAUUAUCAGAUAUUGUGAUCUAGAAGCUAAUUUUCAGUUAUGUUGAUGUAAAUCUAGGAAGCCUCAUUAACUUUGAUGGACUUAUUCUUGUACCUGAGAGUAAAAACUGAUGGUAGUAAAUUUUGAUUCUGUUGCAUCUCCUAAACCAUUUGUGCACUCCCUGAAAGAAGGGACAAAGAGUAGCCACAAUGUCACUUCAGCUGGGGUCCUACAACUGUGGCUUGUGUGCAGUCCUCCAUGAUGGUGACAAUGUGAGGAGUAUUUACUACUCUCUGUGUUUCUGUUCUUUGCAGCUAAAUCACUUUUAAAGUAUUGCCACUGCUGUUAUGACUUACCGUAAAACUUGGUGUGUAACAAUCUGCUGCAAUAAUUGCCUGCCAGGCACUUAUGUUGAGAGCAGCGAGCACGUUCCUCCUGAUGACCCCUUUAGUGGUGAUGCGGAAGGAGGGAGGGAAACCAGUGCGAACACAAAUGCAGGUUAGAAAAGAAGAUGUUGUAAAAUAUUUGCCUGAGGAAGAAGGGAGCGUUUCAAAAGAAAAACGUUACUGCUCAGUUCAGCUGUAGUGGGAAUAAGCCAUCAAAAUUCCAAUCUCAAUUACUGGAGGGGUUUCUUUUAUGAAAACUUCUGGUUUUGAGUGGCUUCUUUAAUUAUAGGCUUGCCUGUUACACAGCUCUAACCUACAUAUUAUGGUGAGUGUUUUUGUAGAUAGCUUAGAGAAAAAUGGAUACAUAAGAUAACAGCAGGCCUGAAAUCAUUACAUGUUCACUCAACAAAAGAGAAAGUUCUUUGAAGGAGUUUUUCUGGAGUGACGAGUGGGCACCUCCUCGGGUUGCGGGAGAGAAUUGUUUUAUCCUUAAGCAUCAGCAUUGGUCUGGUAACCUGCAAGGCAGUGAGUGCUGUGCUUUGAGUUAGCCUGCUCCACGCAGUUUACACUGGCUUAGGCACUCCAAGGUGCUUCAUUUCUGUAGGAUGUAGUUCCACCUUUUUCCUAACAGUUGCAAAUCUGUUGCCUUGAAGUUAACCCUCUUGUAUCAGGAAGCUUUUGACAGAAUUGUAAUUUAGAUGAUGUAAUAAGUAUACAGAAUAUCCCAAGGAGAAACUUGCUUCUUCGGCACACGUAAGGGUGGCUUCUUAGGUCCAUCAAAGCAUCAUGAUUUUAGGGAGAAGAAGGGACUUUCAAGGGCAAAUAAUUGAUUGGAAAUAAGAUCAAAUAGACUGUUUCCAGUGCAGAUUUUUACUAUUUUUGUAAGUCUAUGUGUGCUAACACCCACAGCAAUGAUGCUAUUUUUGUAACUGCCACUUUGCACCCGGGAAAGUUUGAUGGAUUUGUGUAAUCUAAUAUGUGCACUUUAUAUCUUCAGAUGUGUGUCGUGCAUAAAUUACUGUACAAUGUAAGCAGUGUAGGGCUGUAUGACUUAAACCAAAAAUGAUAUUUGAUUCAGUACAUUUAGUGUUAAAAAACUUCUCAAAAAUUUAUCAAUAGUACAGAUGUUUGGCACUUCUUUAGCAUCCGAAAGUGUCAGAAUGCUCCACACACAUUUAUCUUUGCAUGGAUUUUGGCUGAAUUUGUAAAUCCACUUCAGCAAGAUAUCAGCAGAGUUUGGUAGCAUACUUAUAGGAAUUUCUACCAUCUACUUUAUUCCAGUGUCUUUUUAAUGAAACAAAGAUGGGGUUUUUUUUUCGCCUUCCCCUUUCUUUUCCUAUACAUUAUUUGUCAAAACAAAUUAAGCUGUUGUCGUGGUUUGACAUGGAGCUGUUUCUGGUAAGGGGGAAGGGGCUGUAAAGAUGGCUUCUGUGAGAAGUUGCUCGCGACUCUCCCCAGCUCUGAGCCAGACCCACUGCUGGGGCUGAGCCAAUUAGACGCCUCCACAAUCACUUUUUCAGAAGCAGCCGGAAGAGGAGGUUUCUUCCUUCCAUCUUUACAGCCCCUUCCCCCUUAACAGAAAUGGCUACCAUGUCAAACCAUGACAGCUAUGUUAAGGAAAGAAUUAAACUUACCUGUAUAUUCAAAGUAGCAAAGGUGGUCUCCAAGUUGUAGAGAAGGUAAUAACAUGACAGACUCUUCUAAUGCAGUUCCCUUGAAAUAACGCUAUAAUUAGGCUGUUGGCUAUGCUUAUUAAACAAAUAAUGGUGUGGAGUGCAUUUUUAGUUUCCUGUGAUGGCUUUCAUACCAGAUGACUCCAGUUUACAAGCCAAAAAUCAUAUGUGAGAAUCAAGAAUAUUUUGUCUUCAACACCUGAUUUUUGCUCUGCAGUGCGACCCAAUCUGUCCUCUACCUGUAUCAUCAUUGGGAUAUACAGAGCUCCACAAAAGGCCACAGCCACACAGUGUGUCAGUUUUAUGAAAGCAUUAACCAAACCCAGCAGGUGUUUCUUUGGCUGCUCUGGGAUGUGAGCAAAGCCACCAAAAGCCUCCCCAUGCCUCAUAAACCUCUCACCUCACUGGUCCCUGACAGGCCUUUUGGGAUCCCAGUUUUCUUGAUCUCCCAUAAAGCCCUGGAGGUGUUUGCAGUAAAAUAAUGUUGCUGCUUUUGAUGGAGGGCAAAGGUAAGAACUGGGCCUGACCUUCUGGAUUUUACCAGGCUGUUGUAUUUCCCACGUUGACUUGGAUGGGUAAAUGGCCCAAGAGAAGAAUGGUGAGGAUGGGCUUUUGGCUUGCUUAAAAAUGCAGAGUGAGCUGGGACCAAGAUGGGAUGUCCAACUGCCAACUCCCUUUCUUUUCCCUCAGCAGUGGGGAAAAAAUGGAAGGGGGAAUCAGUGGAGGAAAACUUGUGAUCUAGCCAUUUUUAUGAUGAUCACAGCACUAGUUCCUUGGAGUAGCAAGUGCCCCAAGGUAUGGUAUGUAGGUGUGCUGCAUCCCCAGCCGGCUGCGUGCUGCCCGGGGUGGAGCUCGUUCCCUGUAGGUAGGAAGGGCUUCAGGAGGUGAGGUCUGGCAAAACUCCUUGUCACACAGUCAUGCUUUUGACUGGACAGUUGUUGAUCGUUCCAAAGGAUAUGUGAGAUGUUGAUUCCCUUUCCUCUGGAUUUUAAAGUAGUUAUUCUGGUAUUAAGUAUCUAAUGCAAUACUGAUGUAUAUUGCUUUCAGCAGUAACAGUAAAUUCAUAGUGUGCAUGUAGCUGUUAAGUAUUCAGCAGUGUUACUGGGUGUCUUUAGUACUGUAGUUUCUUUUUCUGUAAUCAGACAGCUUUUACAGGUUUUUAAUAAGACAUCUAACUAGACAGAGGUUUUAGCUACAGUCCUAGGUAGAACAUUGAGGUAGAAAAAUAAGUUUGUUUAGUACUUUUCACAGCCCUUAAGAUGCACUGGUAGGAAUCUGGAGGAGAGACCUUUCCCUUUUUCCCCAGGCUUCAACUUAGUGUACACUGUAAAAUCUGCACAGAUAUUUCUGAUGUGUGAAGAUUUAAUUUGAAAACUUUAGAACCAACAACCUUCUUUAAACAUUUUAUAUUGUGUGCCAAAUACUCAUAUGCCUUUUAAAGUCAGAUAUAGUCCACUGCAUUUCUUGCUUUUGCACUACUGAAGAAGUUUUGUACUGAAUACUAGGAGUCAAUGCUACUUACACUUCAAGUGUGAACUGAUGAGAUUUGAACCGAAAAUAUUUUCACAGUGAUAGAAAACUGCAUUUUCCCUUCUGAAAAAACAAAGCUGAGCGCAAACGCCUGUGCCAAAACUCUUGUGCUAUAAGCUGAGUAUAUCAUUUGUGUGGAACAUGCAACGUUACACUCCUGUGUGGUAAAACCUUGCAGCGUCAGUUAUUCUCUUUAUUGCACUUGACAUAUGAUGUCUUGUUUUAUUCACACUGUAGAUUUGAUUUUCCAGUGUAAAACCAAAGCAAACAAACAAAAAAGAAACCAUGCAAUGUAUUCAAUUUCCUCAAUUGGUGUCAUAAACUUUCUUUUGAUGUGAACUUUUUCCUUUGCUUCUCUUUGUUUCAAACUUCUAUUUUGCAAUAAACAUUUUGACAGUAAAUUUUAUGCAUCUGUGUCCCUGUGUAAAAUGCUGGUGUUUCAAGAGGUUCCUUAUUAUGCAUCUGUGUCCCUGUGUAAAAUGCUGGUGUUUCAAGAGGUUCCUUAUUGUCUGCUGGUUUAAGUCACUUUUUGUAUUACUUGCUGUGUGAUGUUUCUCC